AUGGCCACAGAAAAGACGGAGGGCGUUUCCAUGGAGGAAACUGGCCCGGGGUUGCCGCCCUUCACUUCCUCUGACUCCGAUAUGGCGGUAGAGGAGAAGGGAGAAGAGCUCGGUUUCUGGACACGGCUGGGAUGUACGCCAGAGUCAUUCAAGAGGCGGCGAGUGACUGGGGGAAACCAGCUCAACCAGACCCUGAAAUCACGACAUUUGCAUAUGAUUGCAAUUGGCGGAAGUAUAGGUGCCGGCCUGUUUGUUGGUUCUGGCUCUGCGCUGGCCAAGGGUGGUCCAGCAUCGCUGGUCAUCGACUUUGCGAUCAUUGGUAUAAUGAUGUUCAAUGUCGUGUAUGCGCUCGGCGAGCUGGCCAUUCUUUUCCCUGUCUCUGGUGGAUUUUAUACCUACUCUGCCCGCUUCAUCUCGCCCGCAUGGGGCUUCGCCAUGGGCUGGAACUAUGUUUUCCAGUGGCUGGUGGUCCUCCCGCUUGAGCUGACAGUGACAUCCCUGACGAUAACGUACUGGAAGGUCAAUAUUAGUGUUGCGGUGUGGAUAACGGUUUUCUUGGUUGCCAUCAUCAUCAUAAACAUCUUCGGGGUGCUUGGAUACGGGGAGGAAGAAUUCUGGGCCAGUGCAAUCAAAUUGACCUCCAUCGUCAUUUUCAUGAUAACCGCCAUUGUACUGACUUGUGGCGGAGGUCCAAAGGACGGUCUGUAUGGGGAGUACUGGGGAGCCAGGCUAUGGUAUGACCCUGGGGCUUUCCGCAACGGUUUCAAGGGAUUCUGUUCCGUCUUUGUCACUGCUGCCUUUGCCUUCUUUGGCACGGAGCUAGUUGGGCUGGCGGCAGCGGAAAGCAAGACGCCUCUGAAGUCACUCCCAUCCGCCAUCAAGCAAGUCUUCUGGCGAAUCAUCCUCUUCUAUAUCCUGGGCCUCUUCUUCAUUGGCAUAUUGGUACGGAGCGAUGAUAAACGACUACUUGGCGCCAACACCUACACAGAUUCCAACGCAUCUCCCUUUGUAAUCGCCGCUAAGGAUGCAGGACUUAGGGGCUUCGAUAGCUUCAUUAAUGUCAUUAUCCUUAUUUCAGUCCUCUCCAUCGGAAACUCUGCGGUUUAUGCCGGCUCUCGAACUCUGACAGCCAUCUCUGAACACGGGUAUGCCCCCCGUAUCUUCUCAUACGUCGACAAGGCGGGCAGGCCUCUUUUCUCGACCAUCCUGGUCAUCGUCUUUGGUGGCCUAGCAUACGUGAAUGUUUCUGGAAAGGGGCCAGUUAUCUUUGAUUGGCUCCAAGCCCUUUCUGGCUUGACUGCCCUUUUCACCUGGGGAAGUAUAUGCUAUUCACACAUUCGCUUCCGAGCUGCGUGGGCUCUCCACGGUCGCUCCCUGGACGAGAUACCCUUCAAGUCGUACUUUGGAGUGUAUGGGUCAUAUCUCGGUUUGAUCAUCAUCUUUAUAGUUUUCAUCGCUCAGUUCUAUAUUGCAGUGUCUCCACUCAAGGGCGAGGCCUCGGCGGAAGGCUUCUUCAAGUCCUACCUUGCCCUCCCCGUCGUCCUCUUCUUCUGGUUCUGCGGCUGGCUAUGGAAGCGUGAGGGCUGGACGAAGAUCGAGGACAUCGAUAUCGACACCGGCCGCCGAGAGAUUGACUGGGAAGAGCACAACCGCCGCAUGGAGCUCAUCAAACAGGCGUCCUUCCUCAAGCGAUUGACCCAUCGCUUCUUCUAG
Microsporum canis CBS 113480 is the source of this 1713-nucleotide messenger RNA. Its product is annotated as arginine permease. The transcript has 5 exons. Gene Ontology annotation, molecular function: amino acid transmembrane transporter activity. Gene Ontology annotation, biological process: amino acid transmembrane transport. Lineage: Eukaryota; Fungi; Ascomycota; Eurotiomycetes; Onygenales; Arthrodermataceae. The record is from RefSeq and is a predicted model, not a curated record. Gene Ontology annotation, cellular component: membrane. The coding region runs from base 1 to 1713 and encodes 570 amino acids.